Molecule: messenger RNA, 1702 nt
Organism: Pistacia vera
Lineage: Eukaryota; Viridiplantae; Streptophyta; Magnoliopsida; Sapindales; Anacardiaceae
Product: RHOMBOID-like protein 9, chloroplastic
Exons: 9
Coding region: 121-1464 (447 amino acids)
Cellular component (GO): membrane
Molecular function (GO): serine-type endopeptidase activity
Source: RefSeq, a predicted model, not a curated record
CUUUGAAAGUACAGAAACAACUUCAACUUCAAGAAGUUUUGCUCAGAGCUAGCUCUUUCCUCAGUCUUCAGCUCCAGCAACCAUUUUGUCUUCUUUAAACGGAGCUGUGGUUGAUUCUUCAUGUACAGCUGCAUUACCCUCACUGGGCGUUGUAGGUUCUCUUCUACUUUCGAUGAAGACAUUUGUAAGAAAUGGCAUGUGUUAUAUCCUACUGCUGAUACUUUAACAAAAGUGAAGAAAAAGAAGCUAAUCAAUGCAUCUGGUGGAGCAAUUUGUUGUAGAGAAGCUCUUCCUCUGCAAAAUGUGGCUGAAACACCUGUCCCAUGGAGGAUAUAUAACAUGACAAGUAAUGUAGCGGGGUCCUUAUCGAAGCGAACUUUGCCAACAGAAAAGAUGCGCAUGGUGUGCUAUGCGUACGAGUCUAGUAAUAAUGAGCAACAACUGAGAUUGUUGGAGUCAUAUUUUGCCAAACUCAAAAAUGAUGCAAAUCAGACUUCUGCUGAUUCUUUGAACAAGAAGACAGACUUAAAUCAUAGAAGCGGCAAUAUCAAUGCAAAGAAUACACUAGGCUCUCUAGAUUCUUAUCUGGAAAAGCUUAACAAAGAUCCAAACUUCCAAGACAAUGUGUUAUCUACAUCUGAUGACCAAAGCACUGAAGGCAAUCAGGUUGGAACACCUUUUCCUAUCAGCAAAAGUUCUGAAAGAGGUGUCAAGGGAGAAUUGAAAGGUUACAAGAAGUUCGAAAGCAGGGAUGGCGUAAAUCGUUUAGUGAGGCCUCAGGCUUUACCGCAAAAUGAUAAAAUCUCUGAUCUCUACUUAGUAGGCGCAUUGGCUUCCAUAAAUAUUGCAGUUUUUUUGUUUGAAAUAGCCAGUCCAGUCAGCAACUCUGAAUUUGAGCUCUUUUCUCUUCCAUUAUUGUAUGGCGCAAAGAUUAAUGACUUGAUCCUGGUCGGAGAGUGGUGGAGGCUAGUGACGCCUAUGUUUCUGCACUCGGGGCUUUGUCACAUAGCUCUUGGUUGUUGGGCGCUUCUUACUUUUGGGCCUCAAGUUUGUAAAAACUAUGGUUCAUUUACAUUCUUGUUGAUAUACACACUUGGAGGAUUUUCUGGCAACUUAACAAGCUUUCUUCACACACCAGAACCAACUGUUGGUGGAACCGGACCAGUUUUUGCUAUAAUUGGAGCUUGGCUUAUUUAUCAAAUGCAAAGCAAAGAUGUGAUUGAAAAGGAUGUUUCAGAGAGUAUGUUCCAGAAGGCAGUGGUUGCCACAACUCUUAGCUUCAUCAUAAGCAAUUUAGGACCAAUUGAUAACUGGACACACUUUGGAGCUGCUUUUACUGGUAUAAUAUAUGGCUUUCUCACGUGCCCUACGCUACAAGUAGAUGAUGCAUCUUCAAGAACAAAUCAAGAAGAAAGAAUUACACUAGUUAGACAAUACGCGAAUUCCUGUUCGGUAAGAGCCUAGUCAGCCCUCUGUUGGUAGUGAACUCGGUUGCAAAUUUGAUCAUACUUGGACUUGCUGGAUGGUCUCUUGACAAAUACAUCGAUGGUGAACAGAAUCAUCCUCAUUUGGGUGGGAACACUUCAACGAGCUUCAUGCUGAUGUUUGGGUUGAUUUGUGGAGUGAUUGGCGUCUGUUCGGUUAUAACUGGGCUUCUGCAUCUUCGUUCAUGGACUACUGAUAGCUUAGCCGCUGCAAUUUC